AUAGAGAGAGAGAGAGAGAGAGAGAGAGAGAGCGCGAGCCAGCCGCUGGACUCCAUUACGCACUUUGCGGGACUUUAGUUGGACUAAUUUUCUUUGGAAAAAUUCUCCAUGCUAGACUUAAACACACAUUUCGAAAAAGAAAGGUGUUCAAACAGACCUCUGGCGACGUGGGAAGUUUAAGACUUCACUUUGGGUUUUGACCUAAACGUUAGCGUACCGGUGAAGGAGAUGGCUCUGGAUGGUAUACGGAUGCCUGACGGCUGCUAUGCUGAUGGCACUUGGGAACUGAAGAUGCAUGUGACUGACAUGAACAAAGACGUCUCUCUGAGAGUUACAGGAGAGAUCCACAUUGGUGGAGUCAUGCUGAAGCUCGUGGAGAAACUCGAUGUCAAGAAGGACUGGUCAGACCAUGCACUGUGGUGGGAAAAGAAGAAGACAUGGCUGCUGAAGACACACUGGACACUGGAUAAGUACGGCAUCCAGGCUGACGCCAGGCUACUCUUCACGCCCCAGCACAAGCUCCUGCGCCUGCAGCUGCCCAACAUGAAGCACAUGAAGGUCAAAGUGAACUUCUCAGACCGUGUCUUCAAGGCUGUUUCAGACAUCUGCAAAACAUUCAAUAUCCGCCAUCCCGAGGAGCUGUCCCUACUGCGCAAGCCCCGUGACCCCAAAAAGAAGAAGAAAAAGCUGGAGGAGUAUGAAGAGGAGACUCUCGAGCUGGAAGGCCCUCUACUUACUCCGGGAUCAGCCUCUGAGGUAAUAUACAUCGGACCUGUGAAAGGGAGUAUCUAUUCAAGUCCAGGCCUCUACAGCAAGACAAUGACUCCCACCUAUGACUCUCGAGAUGGCAGUCCACUUUCCCCCACCUCAGCCUGGUUUGGAGACAGCCCAUUGUCUGAGGGCAAUCCCAGCAUCCUCGCUGUGAGUCAGCCCAUCUCCUCACCUGACAUACUGGUUAAGCUCUACAAACCACCCUCCCUUCUUGAUAAGGCCAAAAUUAAUCAAGGGUGGCUGGACUCCUCCAGGUCUCUAAUGGAGCAGGAUGUUAAAGAGAAUGAUGUUCUUCUUUUGCGGUUUAAAUACCAUAGCUUUUUUGAUCUCAACCCCAAGUAUGAUGCCAUCCGGGUUAAUCAGCUAUACGAGCAGGCCAAAUGGGCCAUCCUGCUGGAGGAGAUUGAGUGCACUGAGGAAGAGAUGAUGAUGUUUGCAGCCCUCCAGUAUCACAUCAACAAGCUGUCCAUCAUGUCUUCAGACAAUCACAUGAACAAUAGCGAGAAGGAGGUGGAUGAAGUGGAUGCUGCACUGUCAGACCUGGAGAUCACCCUGGAGGGAGGAAAGACCUCGAACACACUGGGUGACAUUACAUCCAUCCCUGAACUGGCUGAUUAUGUGAAAGUCUUUAAGCCAAAGAAACUGACACUGAAAGGACCCAAGCAGUACUGGUGCACAUUCAAGGACAUCACAAUUUCUUGCUACAAGAGCCGCGAGGAGGCCCAUGGCAUACCUGCUCUUCAAAUGAACCUGAGAGGCUGUGAGGUUACACCAGAUGUAAACAUUUCUGGUCAGAAAUUCAACAUCAAGUUGUUAAUCCCAGUAGCGGAUGGCAUGAAUGAGAUCUGGCUGCGAUGCGACACUGAGAAGCAGUAUGCACAGUGGAUGGCUGCCUGUCGUCUGGCCUCCAAAGGGAAGACAAUGGCAGAUAGCUCCUAUAACCUGGAGGUCCAGAACAUUUUGUCCUUCUUAAAGAUGCAGCAUAUGAACCCAGAUCCCCAGGUUAUUGAAUCAAUCACCACAGAUAUCAACCCUGAGUGUCUUGUCUCACCACGAUAUCUGAAGAAAUACAAGAACAAGCAGCCAGGCUAUAUCAGAGACCUGAUUUCUGCUCGUAUCCUAGAGGCCCAUCAGAAUGUGGCCCAGAUGAGUCUCAUCGAGGCCAAGAUGCGCUUCAUCCAGGCGUGGCAGUCAUUGCCAGAGUUUGGGAUCACUCACUUCUUGGCCAAGUUCCAAGGCAGUAAGAGAGAUGAGCUGAUCGGUAUCACCUACAACAGACUGAUCCGCAUAGACGCCGGGACCAGAGACGCCAUUAAGACUUGGCGCUUUAGCAACAUGAAACAAUGGAACAUCAACUGGGAGAUCAAGAUGGUUACUGUGGAGUUUGCCGAUGAACCCAGUCUGUCAUUCACCUGCACUGAGGUGGACUGUAAGGUGGUGCACGAGUUCAUUGGUGGCUACAUUUUCCUGUCCACCAGGGCCAAGGACCAGAAUGAGUCUCUUGAUGAGGAAAUGUUCUACAAGCUUACAAGUGGCUGGGUUUGAGAUGGAGAUCCUCUGAGCCCAGCAAAUCAGUGGGUGGGGUGGCAUGGGCUGCCUUGGAGUUUUGUUCAUUUACUCUCUUGUGUUUUUAUUUUUUAACCAUGCCACACGUCUGGCCACAUUGAUUGUUUAAAAGCUGCCAUCUUGUUUUUUUUUUUUUUUAUUUUGUUUUGUUUUGUUUUGUUUUAUUCUGUUCCUGCCUUAAUGCUUACAAACACCUCUGCUACACCAAUGAGCUGACUUUGAGGAACGAGAAGAAUGUUUUGUCUCCACCCUGGGGUUCACCUUCUGCUGAGAAAUAUUUGUUUCCUGCAGCACGCAGCUACUUUCACAGAGACGGCUGCUUCCUUUUCCUUUCCCAGAGUGCUUGGUGUGUGUAGUCACUGCAGUGUUAGAUGGUUGUCUCCACCUCUGUGCACCAGAGGGGCAGGUGCAAUCCAUGACCUUUCACCUUGCAUGCUAAUACUCAAGCUUGUCUCAAAUGUCACUGCUCAUUUUACGAUCCGAUUGUUUUGAGAUGUUGAGUUUUGUGAUUGCCUUCCUGCCUUUAUUCUAAUCCAGUCCCUAUGCUGCUUCACUUAUUUUGAAUGUCAUCAUUUCCAUUUAUAUUCCAUUCAUUGUCACUAUUUGUUAACACUACCUUUGGCAACGGCCGCCAUUUUUAUGAAGGAAAAACCCAGCACUCGAGGAUUCUCUACAUGAGUUAGGCGGAGCAGUGCUGACCCAAACACUCAACACUACAAGCAGAUUUGCAGUGAAGAAGAUGCUUUUGUUUUAGUGUGAUCCCUUGACAAGAUAGCAAGCUCUUCUACACUUAAGGAAUAGUCCCCACAUGUAUAAGCUGUAGUUUACUUCUUUGUCUGGCGACCUGAGUCAGCAGAAGUUAAUGUAUCGAUCUUCAGCACUAUAAACAUUAGUGGAUGGCCUUUGGGGUUUUUUCCACUAAACACAGCGGUUUUCGGGUUUUACUCUCACAACGAGCAGUUUGCAAUGCACGUAAAACAGAAUGUCGAAGGCCACAUGAUGAAGGAAUGAUUCCAGGGAUCAACCUGCUAGCUAAAGAGUCUCUAAAAUAAUUAUGUGUCUUGUAGAAAAUGGUAAGGAAAGCAGACCUGUUUGCAGUUUAGGGCCUGUGUGUCAUGAUUACAGUCUCUACCUUCUUAUUCAGUGUGAAGUCAGUGAGGAUGACCUCAGUUGUGCUCUGGAGCCUGCUGGCUCUUGGCUACAAGAAGCACCAUGACGUGUUUGUUUCCUAUUUUUCUGUACAGCCUUCUCCUGUGUCACUCACACCUUAUCCUAAACCAUAUAGUAUUAUUCAAAGCUAUUAUAUUGUUAUGCACCAGCAAAGGGUCACUAUGUUUUAAAGUCAGUACAUGCAAUGUUCAUCUUUCUUUUUCAUGAAUAUGAAGGAAUGCUAAAUGAAGUAUUAGUUUUUGUAACUAAUGUAAAAACAAUUUUAUAGAAUUGUACAGGUAUUGUUUUGUUUGCUUUUUUCCUGUCUUUUUUUUUUUUUUUUUUUGGAAAUGCUUUUUUCCAGAAGAAAAGGAAAAAAGACAUCUUUUGAGCAUUGCUUGGUAUGAUGUGUACCUGCCUAUGUUAAGGUCUUGUUGAGUUUUUAAGAGUAAGAAAAUAUAUAUAAGUAUAUAUAAUGUGAUGAAGCAUGUCUCAAGCUCCAGGUUUAGCUGCUGCACAUUUCACCACACUCACAUUGAAGGGCUUGUUUCAUUUCCUGUUAAUUUUAUAUGGCCUUAAAUUAAACACAGUAUGUAAAUGUUUUCUGUUGCAUUGGAGCUUGUGACUAUCAAGUUUUGUUUAAGAUUUUAUUUAGCACACAUGAAUUAUCUUUUAGCAGUGCAUUUUUCUGUCAAUUGUAGUAUGCUAGUAAAAUGUUAGAACAUGUUUUUAAUUUUUCUACACAAAUGCUAAUUUUAAGCUUUAUUAUGAAGGAGAACCAUCGGCCCUUGGAGUUUGAGACAAAUUAUCAUACAAUGAAGUACAAUAAAAGCUACUUUAGCAUACA
Molecule: messenger RNA, 4333 nt
Organism: Tachysurus vachellii
Lineage: Eukaryota; Metazoa; Chordata; Actinopteri; Siluriformes; Bagridae
Gene: fermt2
Product: FERM domain containing kindlin 2
Exons: 17
Coding region: 229-2316 (695 amino acids)
Biological process (GO): integrin-mediated signaling pathway; cell-matrix adhesion
Cellular component (GO): extrinsic component of cytoplasmic side of plasma membrane; focal adhesion
Molecular function (GO): integrin binding
Source: RefSeq, a predicted model, not a curated record